Molecule: messenger RNA, 7553 nt
Organism: Astyanax mexicanus (Mexican tetra)
Lineage: Eukaryota; Metazoa; Chordata; Actinopteri; Characiformes; Acestrorhamphidae
Gene: ca7
Product: carbonic anhydrase VII
Exons: 7
Coding region: 225-1016 (263 amino acids)
Biological process (GO): regulation of intracellular pH
Cellular component (GO): cytoplasm
Molecular function (GO): carbonate dehydratase activity; zinc ion binding
Source: RefSeq, a predicted model, not a curated record
UAAUCCAGCCUCUUCUGCUGUAGUCAGAUUUAGAGGGGGCGUGGCUACAGGCUGACCUCCCACUGCUGGCAGGGAAUGACUCUCACUGCCUUAGAAAUUCCUCCACCUGUGAGAGUGUGUGUAAGAGUGUGUGAGAGACUGAGAGAGUGUGUGUGAGUGUGAGAGAGUGUGAGGAACUGUGCCAUUAUUUUAUCUGCAGGUUCUAACCACCACCCUUCAGAGAGAUGACUGGACACCAGUGGGGCUACGGGGAGGAUGAUGGUCCAUCCGCUUGGUCCAAAGACUACCCCAUCGCUGAGGGUCCUCGCCAGUCCCCCAUAAACAUUGUUCCUGACGAGGCGGUUUAUGAUGCCAACCUGCCACCCAUCUCCCUCAACUACGACAACUGCACCUCCAUCAACAUCUCCAACAACGGACACUCUGUGGUGGUGGAAUUCGACGAUGCGGAUGACAGAUCAGUGAUCCAGGGAGGCCCGCUGAACAACGCCUACCGCCUCAAACAGUUCCAUUUCCACUGGGGAGGGAAAGGCUGCCACGGGUCAGAACACACCGUCAGCGGGAAAACCUACACAUCUGAGCUGCAUCUGGUACAUUGGAAUGCUGCUCGGUACGGGUCGUUUGGAGAGGCCGUGGCUGCCUCUGAUGGCUUGGCUGUGUUGGGAGUCUUUCUAGAGAUAGGAGAUGAACACAGAGGUCUACACAAGAUUACAGAUGCCUUAUAUAUGGUUAAAUUCAAGGGAACUGUUGCAGAUUUCAGAGACUUUAACCCAAAGUGCCUCCUGCCGCGUAGUUUGGGCUACUGGACGUAUCCUGGCUCGUUGACCACUCCCCCGCUGUAUGAAAGUGUCACGUGGAUCGUCCUGGCUGAACCAAUUGAAGUAUCAGAGAAACAGAUGGGAAAGUUCAGGACGUUGCUCUUCAGCGGCGAAGAGGAGGAAGUGCGGAAACGGAUGGAGAACAACUUCCGUCCUCCACAGCCUCUGAACGGCAGGGUGGUCCGCUCCAACUUUCAGUAGCUUCUCCGUCACCAACUCUGAGUCCAUUCAGGCUUCAGAAAUUGUUCUAGAAUCAACAUUAAGCUCUUCACUUGAGAAGACUCCGUCAAAAGAAGAAGAAUCCAGACCUGGUCUCCAUAAGCCAGCACUGUGACUGCAUUUAUGAAGGGUAGCUGCUGUACGCAUGCAGAGGUAUAAGACCUAUCGACUGUAGCAGUUUUUUGAGAUUGUUAUCUGCACUGGUGGUGUUUUUUGUUUCUUGAUUUUAUGGAAAGUUUGUGACUCACAGGGUCUCGAAUGUUUAGCAUGCUUUGUUUUGUUUAGUGUGGCCGACUAACCUCUCCGCGAUGAUCCUCUCUGAGUGCUAAAGGGCAUUGAGUAAUGACCCCACAGCUUUGUGUGAUUUGCCUUUGACACUGAGCCGUUCCAUAGAUUCCUGCUAAUCCGUCUUGAUCAGGCUUGCUGAGAGGGAUCCACCCUGAGGUGCUUCAAAACUCUCAAACCUGACUGUGUGGAUGGAUUAGCCAGCCACUGAUUCGCUUCAUUCAGGAACUUUAGCAGCAGUUUGAGCUCAGCUGGGUUUUUUUGGCUGUGGACUCAAGAUUUACUGUACAUUUAAGCUGGAGAAAGGUCACUCUGUCUCACACAUAAGGGCUGUGUCUGAAAUGUAACAUAUGCUGUCUAUUGAGACAGGGUUCUGAGACAGGAAUGCACCCAGUCAAAAGAAGUUUAGUAAUCUGGCUUUUUGUUUUAUUUAACACAAUGACAACAUAGCUAUACACUCACAUAUUCAACCUAUAACUGUUUAAAUGUCAAACAACAGAAAAAUAAAAAAGCACAUGCUAAUGGCUAAAAAGUUGCAUAUAGUUUGAGUGAUUGAGUGUUUAUAUCUAACAAUGUCUAUACUUUUGAGUGAAAAUGCUAAUGGCCAACAGACAACAUAGCUAAAAACACUAAAACUGUUUAAAUGUCAAACAACAUAAAAUAAAAUAUCACACAUGGUUGACAUUUCUAAUGGCUAAUAAUGCUUCUGGACCCUUAUAUGUAGCAAUGUCUAUACUUUGCGUAAAAAUGCUAAUGGUUAACAACAAAGUUAAAUGCUCAUAUCUAGCAGUGUCUAUAUUUUAAGUGAAAAUGCUAAUGGAUGAUGACAACAUAGUUAAAAGCUCAUAUAUAGCAGUGGCUGUACCGUGCAUGAAAAUGCUAAUGGCUAAUGACAAUAUAGCUAAAAGCUCAUAUUUAAAAGAAUCUGCCUAUAGUUUGAGUGAAAAUGCUAAUGGCUAACAACACUGCUAGACCCUUAUAUCCAACAAUGUCUUUACUUUUGAGUGAAAAUGCUAAUAGCUAACGGCAAGACAAAUAAAGGCUCAUAUCUAGCAGUGUCUAGUUUGAGUGAAAAUGCUAAUGGCCAACAGACAACAUAGCUAAAAUCACUUAAACUGUUUGAAUGUCAAAAAACAUAAAUAAAAUAUCACACAGUGUAUAUACUUUGGUUAAAAUUUCUAAUGGCUAAUAAUACUUCUAGGCCGUUAUAUCUAAUAAUGUCUAUACUUUGAGUAAAAACGCUAAUGGCUAACAACAAAGCUAAAUAUUUAGCAGUAUCUAUAGUUUGAGUUAAAAUGCUAAUGGAUAACAACAACACAGCUAAAUGCUCAUAUAUAGCAGUAUCUGACUUUACCUUGGGCAAAAAUGCUAAUGGCUAAUGACAACAAAGCUAAACGCUUAUAGCUAGCAGUGCAUGUACCUUGCGUGAUAUUGCUAAUGGAUAACAACAACACAGCUAGACACUAAUAGUUAACAGGAUCUGGCUAUACAUUGGAUGAAAAUACUAAUAACUAAUGACAAUAUAGCUAAAAGCACAUAUCUAACAGAAUCUGCCUAUAGUUUGAGUGAAAAUGCUAAUGGCUAACAACACUGCUAGACCCUUUUAUCUAACAAUAUCUAUACUAUCUAUAGUGAAAAUGCUAAUAGCUAACGGCAAGACAAAUAAAGGCUCAUAUCUAAAUGCUAAUGGACAACAGACAACAUAGCUAAAAUCACUAAAACUGUUUAAAUGUCAAACAACAUAAAAUAAAAUAUCACAGUGUAUAUACCUUGGUAGAAAUUUCUAAUGGCUUAUAACGCUUCUAGGCCGUUAUAUCUAAUAAUGUCUAUACUUUGAGUAAAAACGCUAAUGGCUAACAACAAAGCUAAAUAUUAGCAGUGUCUAUAGUUUGAGUUAAAAAGCUAAUAGAUAACAACUACACAGCUAAAUGCUCAUAUCUAUCAGUAUCCUACUUUACCUUGGGCGAAAAUGCUAAUGGCUAAUGACAACAAAGCUAAAUGCACAUAGCUAGCAGUGUCUGUACCUUGCGUGAUAAUGCUAAUGUAUAACAACAGCACAGCUAGACACAAAUAUUUAACAGGAUCUGGCUAUACGUUGGAUGAAAAUGCUAACAACUAAUGACAAUAUAGCUAAAAGCUCAUAUCUAACAGAAUCUGCCUAUAAUUUGAGUGAAAAUGGUAAUGGCUAACGACAACACAGCUAAACCCUUAUAGCUAGCAGUGGCUGUGCUAAUGGAUAACAACAACACAGCUAGACACUAAUAUCUAACGGGAUCUGUCUAUAUCUUGGACAAAACUCCUAAUGGAUAACAGCACAAAGCUAAAUGCUUAUAUCUAGCAGUGUCUGUACAUUGGGCAAAACACUAAUGGCUAAGGACAACACAGCUAAACUCUCAUAUCUAGUAGUGGCUAUAGUUUGAGUGAAAAUGCUAAUGGAUAACUACACAGGAUCUUUCUAUACAUUGGGCAAAACGCUAAUGGCUAACGACAACACAGCUAAACUCUCAUAUCUAGUAGUGGUUAUAGUUUGAGUGAAAAUGCUAAUGUUUAACAACAACACAGCUCAACGCUCAUAGCUAGCAGUGGCUGUACCUUGGGCGAAAAUGCUAAUAUCUAGCAGUGUCUGUACCUUGUGUAAUAAUGCUAAUGGAUAACUACAACACAGCUAAACACUCAUAUCCAGCAGUGUCUGACUAUACCUUGGGGAAAAUGCUAAUUAAAAAACAAACAAACAAACAAAUUGAAACAGAUAAACACUCACAUCCUGCAGUAAACUGUCAAUAUCUUUGCAAUACCAGGAACAUAUGCUUCCCUUUUGAUUGGGAUACAGAGACCUUCAUCACUACACUGCCUUUUAAGCGAGAGUGUGGAAAGAAAGGCAUAAAGUCAGCAUUUAUUCAUUUCAGACAAAGCCAAAGCCUUUAUUUAAACUCAACAUGGUGCCGUUCAUACUGCUCCUUUGUAGAAACACGGUUCUUUGAAAUACAGACCUGUUAAUUAAUGAGGCACCAGUCCCAUAUCGUAAAUCUACAGAAGCAUGUACAGCACAAUGCACUGGAAUGCCUCCCCCAGCAGAUGAGUUAAUUGAGUUAGUGUCAGUCGUGAUUUGAAGCUAUGUUGGUGCAGUUGUUCCUUACAGUGCACCAGUGCUGUUACUGUUCUGUUCUGUUUGGGGUAGGUACAACAUUACGCCUGUCACAAAGAAACUAAACAUAUUUGGACAAUAUAUUCUCCCAGAAAUUGAGAAUGAUAUUAUUGUAAAUGAAUUACACCUUGCACCUUUUUUGCAAUUAUAUUAAUUUAAAGAUCAAUAGAAUUGUAUUAUUUAAAAAAAAUUCAGAUGCAAGGCUCUGCGUGGUCCAGCGGGCUAAGCGCUGUCACUAUGAUCAGGAGAUCAUCAUUUCAAAUCCCGUUCAUGCAGCUUGCCAUCAGCUGCCGGAGCCCUGAGAGAGCUCAAUUGGCCUUGCUCUCUCUGGGUGGGUACAGUAGAUGGCACUUUUUCCCCUUAACACUCCUAGGAUGAUGUCGAUCAGCACGAGGCCUCUGUGAGCUGAUGUAUUGGAACAGAGUCGCUGCGCAUUCCUCCGAGUGCACUGUGAUGCUACUCUGCAAUGCAAACUCAUCAGCAGCAGUUAGAAAAGAGGUGGAGUCUGACUUCAGUGUUAGUCUUCACCCUACUGGUGUGUUAGGGCAUCACUAGUAAUAGGGGGAGUCCUUAUGAGUGCUUUGGGUAAUUGGCUGUGUAAACAGGGAAGAAAAUAGGGGGGGAAAAAAUCUGAUGUUUGAAUUGGAAUAUACAAAAUGUCUAAAUACCAUGAAUAAAAGAUAUAAAAAACAUUUUUUUUAACAAAGUCAACACAGAAUAAGAAAACACAAUAUAUUAAUAAUAUAAUUAAGUAUAAUAUUAGUAAUAUUAAGUUGAGUUCAGACAAAAAAUUUAAUUAACGUUUUUUUGUUUUGUCUAGGCCUACUACAAUAAUUAAUUCAUCAAAUUAUUAUACAAUACAUUACCUCAGUCAUUUUUGAUGACCUCUGUAUUGUUAUUCAUUAUGUAUUUUAUUAACCAAAAGAAAUGAGUAAAUGAGCUGAUAUGUCGACUGUUUAAAACAGUGGUUUUAUUCAUUGUAGGACAUUUAAACAUUUUUACAUUCUAAUUCCAGUUUCUAAAUAUUUUUAAUAAUUAGAAGUGCUCUUGCUUUUUAUGUGUUUUAAUGCAAAAUGGUCUUAACAUAAGAAUAAUUUUAUUUAUGGCCAUUAUUUCUGGGACAACAUAUUUCCCAAACAAAAACAGUUAUAGUGACGGGCUUAUUCGUGUCCAUAUAUUGUACAGAGAGUCAGUUUUUGUGAUCAGCCUAUACAGGAUGGAGUUAAAUGGUCUCCCUUCUACCAGCAGAGCUACUACUGGAUUCUCAGGCAUUAUUAGCAGUGAGUUAUGGAAGCUUGUAGGGUAAUGUUUGUGUUUAUAUAUAGCUUCUGGGCUAGAUCCAAGUAACCCAGGAAAGCUGGCAGGGGCGCCAGGCGGCACUCUGAAUUAUGUCAUAUACUGUAUACAGUACUGUGCACAAGUCUGAGGCGGCCACAGACAUUGUUUACAGCCGUUUAUCAUCAGUAGCUUUUGUUUUGCAUGGUUAUAUUUAUAUACAGCUCUGGAAAAUUGAAGAGAUCACUUCAGUUUCUGAAUCAGUUUCUCUGAUUUUGCUAUUUAUAUGUUUAUGUUUGAGUAAAAUGAACAUUGUUGUUUUAUUCUAUAAACUACAGACAACAUUUCUCCCAAAUUCCAAAUAAAAAUAUUGUAAUUCAGAGCAUUUAUUUGCAGAAAAGGAGAAAUGGCUGAAAUAACAAAAAAGAUGCAGAGCUUUCAGACCUCAAAUAAUGCAAAGGAAACAAGUUCAUAUUCAUAAAGUUUUAAGAGUUAAAUCUUUUGGUAAAUUUUUGGUGGAAUAACCCUGGUUUUUAAUUAAAAUUUUCAUGCAACUUGGCAUGUUCUCCUCCACCAGUCUUACACACUGCUUUUGGAUAACUUUAUGCCUUUACUCCUGGUGCAAAAAAUCAAGCAGUUCAGUUUGGUGGUUUGAUGGUUUGUGAUCAUCCAUCUUCCUCUUGAUUAUAUUCCAGAGGUUUUUAAUUUGGUAAAGUCAAAGAAACUCACCAUUUUUAAGUGCUCUCUUAUUAAUUUCCAGAGCUGUAUAUUAUAUAUAUAUAAUAAUGCCAGGCCACAUAAAAGGUUUAAUACUGCAAGUGUAAAUGCAACAAAUUUGAACCACUCAAAUAAACCACUUCAGUGCCAAAUAUUAUCAUUUAAUAUGUAUAAUAAUAUUCAACAAUCAAAACUCGUCCCAGUACAACCAAUACUCCAGUAAUACUGUCCCCACAAUGAGACGAUUUGCAUAUUCCAUCCACAAAGGAAGUCAUAUUUAUUUAUUUUUUUUGCCUCGUUUCAUACUAUACUGUAUGGACAAAAGUAUUGGGACAUCUAUUCAUUCAUUAUUAAAGGUACUUCUGAAAUUAAGGGUGUUAAAAGAGAUUAGGCAAGCUAUAUGUGUAUGUGUGUGCACAUCUGUGUUAGCAAUGGAUGAAUGCAUUUAUUAGGGGUGUCCACAAACAUUUGGACAUGAAGUGUACUGUGAUACUUUUUAACAUUAGAAUAAAUACAAACUGCCAUUAAUGGUUAAAUAAAAAAAAAAAAUCUUGGUUAAUUUAUUGUUUUUCUGGUUAAAAUGUCAGUUUUUUUUUUAACUCCAGACACUGUAUGUAUUAGUUAUUAUAUUUACUGUAAUGAAGCACUGAUUGGUUAAGCUGGGUGUUGUUAGAUGGGAAUUUUGAUUAUUAGGCUUUCUCUGGGAGAGCUGUAGAAUUGAUUUUACACUCUCACACUUUCUCUCAAUGUAUGUUAUUUUUGCGUUUGUAUUUAUUCUAUUGUUAACUUUUUAUUUUUUCAGAUGUCUAAGGCUUGUGCACAGUAUUGUACAGUACAGUACAUUGAGUUUACUCACAUCAGUUUAAUCAGAUUCACGAGGGUUCAUUACAUCUAUUUUCUAUAUUACAGAUGGAUUUGCAGCUCAGUCAGUGUGUGAUCCGACUCAGAAUGAAAAGGCAAGCUAAUAAAAGUUUUGAAAUAAUGAAUGCAUCUGUGCAUGAAAUGAACUAUUUAUUGUGGUUUUAUUUUUUUUAUUAAGCUGUAAGAAGGAUAUUCACUAUUAUAAUGUUAAUUCGAAUAAAGUUAUUAUAUCAGAA